AUGGCACCUUCCAGCGUUGUUUUCAUGGAUCAAAAUGGCCUGCUCACCCCUAAAGAGAAAAAUAAACUUAGAAAGCCGGUGGUGGAGAAAAUGCGCCGUGACCGCAUCAACAACAGCAUCGAGCAACUGAAAGUCCUCCUGCAGAAGGAGUUCCAGAGGCAUCAGCCUAACUCCAAGCUGGAGAAAGCCGACGUCCUCGAGAUGACUGUGGACUACCUGAGGCAGCAAAGCCAGCAGCAGGCAAAAGCAAUGGGAUCUGUCCACAAAGAUAUACAGGUGGACUUCAGAGAAGGUUACUCCAGAUGCCUGCAGGAAGCCUUCCAGUUCAUGUCAGUUCACAAAGUCCACACUGAAACUCAGGCCAAGCUAGUGAGCCACUUCCAAAGGAGCCAGCUGUCCAUGCGUGAAGUCAUCAGCGCGCAGUCCACACUGAAGCACCAGUCCUCAAAGAACGUACCAGCUCUUUGGAGGCCCUGGUAG
Messenger RNA from Rhineura floridana, 480 nucleotides. RefSeq names its product transcription factor HES-5-like. Bases 1 to 480 code for a protein of 159 amino acids. Lineage: Eukaryota; Metazoa; Chordata; Lepidosauria; Squamata; Rhineuridae. The record is from RefSeq and is a predicted model, not a curated record. Gene Ontology annotation, biological process: regulation of neurogenesis; anterior/posterior pattern specification; regulation of transcription by RNA polymerase II. The transcript is spliced from 3 exons. Gene Ontology annotation, cellular component: nucleus. Gene Ontology annotation, molecular function: RNA polymerase II cis-regulatory region sequence-specific DNA binding; protein dimerization activity; DNA-binding transcription factor activity, RNA polymerase II-specific.